UUCAAACAGUCAAGCUGAAAAGUCGCCAUAUGACAUUUACAAAGUGUCGGCGUGACUUAAACACAACAACAACAACAAGAAAAACAUUAUAUUUAUUUUAAAAAUUCUGCUGUUUUUAUAUUUUCAGAACUAUGUCUGUAAGACGAUUUUCCUUUUUUCAAUAUAUGCUUUGUCCGUUCAUCGUUCAAGCUGUAACCAAAAAUGUCACGUGUCCUGCCUCAUGUGAAUGCGAUAUUUUCUUUGACAUAAAGGAAGUAGAGUGUGCUAACCUCACUGAUGUUCCGUCAAAUAUUCCCGAGGACACCAAUUGGCUAGAUUUAAGCGGGUGUAAUAUAUCCCACAUUCAUAUUCAACCGCUGGAAAAGCUCUUCAAAUUACAAAUCCUCACCUUUCAGGAAAUAAAUACAAUUGACGAGAAUUACAAUCUUACGGCCUUGGACUUGCCAUUUCUAAAUGAAAUAGUCGUCGAAGGCGGCGUUUCUACUUCUAUCCCACAGCUGUUACCACCUUAUAUUGGAACGCUUAAUGUAGGAGAAAACAAUCUAGGCACUCUAAAGUCUGGUAGCUUUAAGAACUACCCAAACUUAGAAACGUUAACUUUGUGGGACUGUAUGUUAACGAAAUUAGAAGCUGGUGUGUUGGAUGAUAUUCCUUCCCUUUCCUCACUUGAGUUUCAUAGCAACAAUCUAAACAAAGACAGUUUUCCUUUGGACGUAUUCAAGAAAAACCAAGCACUUGACUCUGUUUCAUUUUUUGAUAAUGAAUUGAAACACGUAGUGUCCAAUCUUCCAAGUUCUGUUACAAGUGUCGAUUACAGCGACAAUGCCAUUUUUGAGCUUAGAGCUUAUGACUUCAAAUCUACGCCGAAUCUGAUAUGCUUGUAUUUUCUACAAAAUAUGAUUGCACAUUUGGAGGACUUUACCUUUCAAAGCAUGGUCAAUUUACAAAUCCUGGACAUGAGUUACAACAAUUUAUCUGCAGUUACUAAUAAUACGUUUGCCGGGUUAACUUCACGUUUAUGGCUGAAUUUGUCAUAUAAUUGGAUAACAGCCAUUGCCCAAGAUGCAUUCAAAUCAUUGCAAUCAAGCAGGAUUGACCUCAGUUUUAAUAGGUUACAAAGUCUUCAGGUUGAGAUUUUCUCUCAUCUUACAAGCACAGCUAAUGUAAGACUAGCUGGCAACUUGUGGAAUUGUGAUUGUCACCUAAGGUGGUUGAGAGAAGCACUGGACAAUGCCACUUAUACCAUUGAGCUUCCGUACACUCUGAAAUGUGCAACACCAGUCAAGCUCGCAGGAAAGUCUUUCAUUGAUCUUAAACCAAGCGAUUUUGUGUGUAUGUAG
Molecule: messenger RNA, 1340 nt
Organism: Ruditapes philippinarum (Manila clam)
Lineage: Eukaryota; Metazoa; Mollusca; Bivalvia; Venerida; Veneridae
Product: leucine-rich repeat-containing protein 70-like
Exons: 2
Coding region: 132-1340 (402 amino acids)
Cellular component (GO): plasma membrane
Molecular function (GO): protein binding
Source: RefSeq, a predicted model, not a curated record